Molecule: messenger RNA, 1491 nt
Organism: Elgaria multicarinata webbii
Lineage: Eukaryota; Metazoa; Chordata; Lepidosauria; Squamata; Anguidae
Product: cytochrome P450 2G1-like
Exons: 9
Coding region: 1-1491 (496 amino acids)
Biological process (GO): xenobiotic metabolic process; epoxygenase P450 pathway
Cellular component (GO): cytoplasm; intracellular membrane-bounded organelle
Molecular function (GO): oxidoreductase activity, acting on paired donors, with incorporation or reduction of molecular oxygen, reduced flavin or flavoprotein as one donor, and incorporation of one atom of oxygen; arachidonate epoxygenase activity; iron ion binding
Source: RefSeq, a predicted model, not a curated record
AUGGAUCUGCUCUCUGUUUCAGUCCUGCUGCUCCUCUGUGUCUGUUGCAUCCUCCUCGCCUUGACAUGGGGGCGCAAAGAGGGCAGAGGCCUCCGCCUGCCCCCGGGGCCCACCCCACUGCCCAUCCUGGGGAAUUUUUUCCAACUGGACCGAAAGAAUGUCCUCAAGUCCCUGGUGAAGAUGAGUGAGGUGUACGGCCCGGUGUUCACCCUGUACCUGGGGCUGCGGCGGGUCGUGGUCUUGUGCAGCUACAAAGUGGUGAAGGAGGCCCUGGUGGACCAGGCAGAAGAAUUCAGUGGCCGCGGGCAGAUCCCGUCCUUCUCCAAGGAUUUCAAUCAACAUGGGAUCACAUUUACUAAUGGGGAGCGGUGGAAGCUGAUGCGAAAGUUCUCUCUCAUCAUCUUGCGGAACUUCGGAAUGCGGAAACGAUCCAUUGAGGAGCGAAUCCAGCAGGAAGCCCAGUGCCUGGUGCAGGAGUUUCGUAAAACUCACGGGGCCCCCUUCAAUCCUGCCGUCAUCCUCAGCCACGCCGUCUCCAAUGUCAUCUCCUCCAUCGUGUUUGGGGAACAUUUUCAGCACGGUGAUCAAAAAUUCCUCACGUUGAACAACCUGAUAGCAGAACGCUUCCGUUUUGCCAGCUCCCCCCAGUCUAUGCUGUACAAUAUCAUCCCGGAGAUCAUGGAGAAGAUCCCUGGAACGCACCACACAGGCAGCAAAUGCUCCCAGGCGAUUAUCAGCUUCAUCAGGGAGAGGAUCAAGAUUCAGCAGGCCUCGCUGGAUCCCAGCGCCCCGCAGAAUUACAUUGACUGUUUCUUAGUGAAGAUGGAGGAGGAGAAACACGACCCGGGUUCUGAAUUUUGCAUGGAGAAUUUGGUCAUGGCCACAUUCAAUUUAUUCUUUGCUGGGACGGAGACAAUCAGCACCACCCUGAGAUAUGGAUUCCUCAUCUUACUGAAGUACCAGGAGAUACAAGAAAAACUCCAUGAAGAAAUUGAUCGGGUGAUCGGGCAAGAUCGAAUCCCAACCAAUGAUGACAGGAAUAAAAUGCCCUAUAUGGACGCUGUGCUGCACGAGAUCCAGCGAUUCAGUGACAUCCUACCCAUGAACCUUCCGCAUGCUGUGAUGCGAGACACCCACUUCAGGGGAUACGUCAUCCCUAAGGGGACCUACAUCUAUCCUAUGCUCAGCACCGUGCACUACGACCCGGAGCAGCACUCCAACCCCGAGGAGUUUGACCCCGGGAGAUUCCUGGACAGCCACGGCCGCUUUCAGAAGCUGGACGCCUUCAUGCCCUUCUCAGCAGGGAAGCGCAUCUGCCUGGGCGAGGGAAUGGCCCGCAUGGAGCUCUUCCUCUUCUUCACCACCAUCCUGCAGAACUUCACCCUCACUUCCUCGGUGCCCUCGGGUGAGAUCAGCCUGGCGCCAGCUGCAUGCGGCAUUGGCAAGGUGCCCAUCCAAUUCCAAAUCUCCAUGCUCCCGCGCCAAAAUUGA